Messenger RNA from Pseudoliparis swirei, 2015 nucleotides. RefSeq names its product zinc finger protein 436-like. The transcript is spliced from 3 exons. The record is from RefSeq and is a predicted model, not a curated record. Lineage: Eukaryota; Metazoa; Chordata; Actinopteri; Perciformes; Liparidae. Gene Ontology annotation, molecular function: DNA-binding transcription factor activity; RNA polymerase II cis-regulatory region sequence-specific DNA binding. Gene Ontology annotation, biological process: regulation of transcription by RNA polymerase II. The coding region runs from base 7 to 1908 and encodes 633 amino acids.
UUCAGGAUGGCGUCUGGACUCCUGGAUCCUCCUCCAGGAGGAGAACCUCUGUGUGUUCUCCUGCUGAGAGACGAAGGAGAGCCGGAGGAGAGGAGGAGGAGGGAGGUGGGCUGCCAGUGGGAGAGUCCGGAGGAGGAGAGGAGGGAGGUGGGCUGCCAGAGCGACGGCGCCGAGAGGAGGGACGCUGCGGUCCAGGUGGACCUGCUGACCCAGCAGCUCAGCUGGAGGCACUCAGGCUCGUCUGCGAUGCUGCUGCAGUGCUUUGCAGUUAGACCUGAUGGACCAGACGGGGGUGCUCUGCUGCAGCACUGCACCCCCAACCGGACCAGGACCAGGACCAGCACCAGGACCCUCAAACUCACCCAGUCCAGGACUCAGAGGAGGCCGUCGCCUCAGAGGUCUAACGCCAUCACGCGAGCUCCAGCUCAACCACACCACCGACGUGUACCACCUGACAUGGAGCAGGAGGAGCAGCAGGAGCAGCAGGAGGAGGAGGAGGAGGAGGAGGACAUGGGUGAUCCCACCUGGACUCCACCUGAGGGAGCUGUGAGCCCUCGCUCGGCGCUGGUGGAGGUGCAGCUGGACUCCGUCUCCCAGCAUGCACCUGUGUGCUCCGUGAAGCUGGAGGCGGCGGGCAGCGUGUGUGACGUCUGUGGCAAAGCGAUGAAGAACAAGUCCAGCCUGGCGCGCCACGCCUUCAUCCACACGGGCCGGCGCCCGUUCGGCUGCCCUCUGUGCGACCUCCGCUUCAACCGCCGGGACAACCUGCGGCACCACGUGGCGCGGCUGCACCCCGGGGGCGCGGCCCGGCGCGAGCGGCGCCGCCCGCCGCCGGCCUGGCUGUGCGCCGCGUGCGGAAAGACCUUCAGCUGCCGGUCCCGGCUGAAGACGCACGAGGUCAUCCACUCGGGGGUCAAGCCCCACGGCUGCGACCUCUGCACCAAGGCCUACAUGAGGACCAACGACCUGCAGCACCACAAGGCCGUGGCCCACGCGCGCGGCGCCGCCGAGCCGCCGCCGCGCAGCUCGCUGCUCUGCGACCUCUGCGGCCGCGAGUUCAGGUGCCGCUCGCAGCUGGCGGCGCACUUCCAGACGCACACCGGCGAGCGGCCGCACCUCUGCGACGUCUGCGGGCGCAAGUUCAGCCGCCGCUACCAGCUGCAGCGCCACGAGAGCCUGGUGCACGGCGAGCGGGGCGGCGCCGAGGAGGAGGAGCCGGCGCCGUUCGCCUGCGCCGUGUGCGGCAAGCGGCUGAAGUCGUCGGCGCUGCUCGCCGCUCACGCCGGCGGCCACGCGGGCGGAGGGCCGCACCGCUGCGCCGUGUGUCUGCGCGGCUUCCGGCGCGCCGCCUGCCUGAAGCAGCACCACCUGCGCAUCCACCUGAGGGUCCGGGCGGCGCCGCCCCCCCGCGGCCCGGCGCCCCCCAAGGCGUUCCCGUGCCCCGUGUGUGGCAAAGUGUUCCGCUUCCGCUCCCUGCUGGCGAGCCACCAGCCGGUGCACAGCGAGCGCCGGCCGCACCGCUGCGACUGCUGUGGCCGCGGCUUCCGGCGCCUCGGCCACCUGACGCGGCACCGCCGCGCGCUGCACGCCGACGGGGCGGCGCCGCCGCAGAGCUUCGUCUGCCGCGUCUGCGGCAAAGACAAGAAGUGCCGCUCGCAGCUCGCCAGGCACGCCGUGGUCCACACCGGCGAGCGGCCGUUCGCCUGCGAGCGCUGCGCCGCGCGCUUCAACCGCCGCGGCAACCUGCAGCAGCACAUGCGGCGCAUGCACGGCGUGGGGGCGGAGCCCGCCCACGAGGCCCCGCCCAUUCUGUUCGACGACGACGCGGCGCCCGCCCCCACCUACAAACAGGAAGAGACGGUGGUGGCCGUGGACGUCACGGAGGUCGUCGCUGAACUCUCCUCCUGACCUUUGACCUCUCGCUCCCCUCCUAACCUCAGGUUCUUUGUCUUCAGGAUCAAUUCUGUUCCGUCUCUUUAAUAAAGAUUUGAUCAGAAAUCAAUAAUCAAUCAUCA